Molecule: messenger RNA, 1070 nt
Organism: Eurypyga helias (sunbittern)
Lineage: Eukaryota; Metazoa; Chordata; Aves; Eurypygiformes; Eurypygidae
Product: liprin-beta-1-like
Exons: 10
Biological process (GO): neuromuscular junction development
Cellular component (GO): presynaptic active zone
Source: RefSeq, a predicted model, not a curated record
AUGAAGGUAGCCGUGACCAGCAUGGAGUACAGCUGGGACAUUCACGGACACUGUGUCUGGCUAAAUAAGACUAAUGGACACAUAUCUGGGAAUGGAGAUGUGUAUCAAGAAAGGCUGGCUCGUCUGGAAAAUGAUAAGGAAUCUCUUGUUCUGCAAGUAAGCGUGCUUACGGACCAGGUGGAGGCCCAGGGAGAAAAGAUUCGGGAUCUGGAGUUCUGCCUGGAGGAGCACAGGGAGAAGCUGAAUGCCACGGAAGAGAUGCUGCAGCAGGAGCUUCUGAGCAGAACAUCCCUUGAAACUCAGAAGCUGGAUCUUAUGGCAGAGAUUUCCACUCUGAAGUUAAAGCUUACUUCUGUAGAGAAGGAUCGAUUGGACUACGAGGACAGAUUCAGAGACACAGAGGAUUUGAUCCAGGAAAUAAAUGAAUUGCGACUGAGAGUUGGAGAAAUGGACAACGAAAGACUCCAGUACGAGAAGAAACUGAAAACGACCAAAGAUGAGCUAGCAGCUUUGAAAGACAAACUGGAGCAGAAGGAAGUUGAGGUUAAAAGGCUGCAAGAAAAAUUGGUUUGCAAGCUGAAAGGAGAAGGAAUAGAAAUACUGGACAGAGAUAUAGAGGUACAGAAAAUGAAGAAGGCGGUAGAAUCUCUAAUGGCAGCAAAUGAAGAGAAGUCACCACUUGGUUUUAUUUUUUUUUUUCGGAAGAUAGAAGAGCUUCGGCAAUCUCUGAAUAGGUACAAGAAAGUUCAAGACAUGGUGAUACUGGCUCAAGGUAAAAAAGGCAAGGAGGGUGACGGUGAAGACUUCUUGAAUUCAGGGUCUGUUUCCACGGUUUUAUUGGACACACCAAGUCUGACUGACGCAGAGAAAAGCCCAUCCCCAACCCCCGUAACAGCAUCCCCAAUCCACGAUGAGUUUAACAUGAAUAUUCAUGAUGAGAAUUCCUUACAGAUCCACACCAGUAUUUUACAGAUUUCAAUCCCUUCUUUUUCAUCAACAUCCAAGAGCCCAGAAACUGUUGCGGAGAAAGUGAAAACACAGCCUAGGCCAGAUCUUGCCAGUGAAAUGAG